UUUGACUGUGUUGUGGUAACGAGGUGCAGCUGCGGUAGUCCAAGAGAGGUAGACAUUGAAAAAGAAGCGAAGACUGGGCCGACCGGCGGACGCAGAGAGCAUCAAUGGCCUCGUUGAGUGCGGACUGAAGGAUGGGCUCCAUGGUAACGCAGCCAUGGCCAGAUCCACCAACAGAAGUGCCGAGGACGGGGACUCACGGGUGACCGCUCCCACGGAGCGCGGAGAGGCGCGGGACCUGGUCGAGCCCCGGGAACUGUCUCUGGAGGAGGUGCUGAAGUCGUACGAGCAGCCCAUCAACGAGGAGCAGGCAUGGGCGGUGUGCUACCAGUGCUGCAGCGGGCUGAGGGUGCCCCGCCCGCCGGCCAGGAGAGUCAGCCGUGUGAGGGAGCCGUCCUCCAUCCUCCUCCAAAGAGACGGAACCGUGACAUUACAGCAGGAGCCCCGACACCACGAUGACACUGAUGGAUCUCCUUCAACUACUGCAGAGAGUCAGGUCGUGCAGUCGCUGGGCGUGGCCAUCUACCAAGCUCUGGACUGGGGGCUGGACGACAGCGAAGAGCGGGAGCUCAGCCCACAGCUGGAGCGCCUCAUCGAACGCAUGGCUGGCGGGGACCAGGCUGAAAAAGGUGACAUCAGGAACAGUACAACAGAUGAGGGCUACAGCGGCCAAGAAGAGGAGGAAGAGGAGGAGGAGGAUGAGCAAGAGGGAGCCAGAAGGCCAGUGUUUACGUUCCGCAAAGUGAUGACGCUUUGUGCGUCUCGGCUGGCAAACCCCAGCUUGGCCCCGGAGCACUACCAGGCCGUGUGCAGGGCUCUGUUUUUGGAGACGCUUGAGCUACAGACCUUCCUUUUUAAGAUCAGAGAUGCUAAGGAGAUGCUGAAGAAAAUCUCAACAAAGGAAGUUUUGGUGGACGGAUCGACAGCCGAGCUGGACGCACUGAAACACCAUGACUGGGCUCGGCUGUGGGUGCAGCUGAUGAAGGAGCUCCGGCAGGGAGUGAAGCUGAAGAAGGUGCAGGAGCAGCCAUUCAACUCACUGCCCACAGAGUUCAGCCUCACUCCCUUUGAGAUGCUGAUGCAGGACAUACGAACUCGCAAGUUCCAGCUGCGCAAAGUUAUGGUAGACGGGGACAUUCCCACCAGAGUGAAGAGAAAUGCUCAUGAAAUUAUUCUGGAUUUCAUUAGAUCACGACCCCCACUUAAACCAGUUUCAGAGCGCAACCUCCCUCCUCCUCCCCCACAGAAGAAGUCCCUCCAUGACCUGGUCCUGGCUGGAAUAAAGCAGGAAAGAAAACUCCGGCCUGUGGACCCCUCUGGCUCCAGACCGUUUGGCUCGCUGCCCUGCCUGGCUCAAACUUGUCCUUGUGAUGUCAAAUCCACCUCAUGCAUCGACCUGUCUGUGUCUGAACUUGGAUCACGCCUGCCGUCCCGCCCUCGUGUACUGCUCAAGGCUCCCACUCUGGCCGAGAUGGAAGAGAUGAACAUAUCUGAGGAGGAGGAGUCUCCAGACAGCGACUUCAGGAGGGCUGAGAGCUCGCCCACACCUCUAAAAAGAGAUCGCUCCUUCUCAGAGCACGACCUGGCCCUGCUCCGUGGUGAGAUGCUUCCCUCGCUCUCUGAGUCGUCCCAGCUGGGUGGUGGGGUCAUGCUGAGGGGCGAAAGGCCUCGGUCCAGGACUCUGACUGGAGCUGGGCCGCCUCCUUAUCAGAGAGCUUCCUUCCCAGUUCACGGCUGGGUGCCGCCCUCUCCGGCCCGACUGUCUCUGAGUUCAGUCGAUGAGACCACUGAGCCGUCAGAAACAAGGUCAGGCUCCAGAGCUGAAGACAAGAACCAGUGGAUGGAGGAGUUCAGCCACCCUGUGGAGAGUCUUGCCUUAACGGUGGAUGAGGUCAUCAAUGUGCGCAGAGUGUUGGUCAAAGCAGAGAUGGAGAAGUUUCUUCAGAGCAAAGAACUCUACAAUAACCUAAAGAGGGGAAAGGUUUGCUGCUGCUGCAGGGUGAAAUUCCCUCUCUUGUCAUGGCCAUCUACCUGCUUAUUAUGUAAAAGAUCUGUCUGCGGCUCCUGCAGUGCAAAGAUGAAGAUCCCAUCAAAGAAGAUGGCCCAUAUUCCUGUGUACACUGUCGGCUUCCACAGCACUCCAAAGAGCCAUGGGCACAAAAGCCAAGUCUAUAAGUCUCUGCGCAGUUUAACCCGCCGCUCAGUGGAGGAGGAGUUCCCCCACCUGUACGCACACGGCUGCACGCUGCGCGACAUCUGCGCUGAGUGCACCAAAUUCGUGGCUGAUGUAAUUUCCUCCAGCCGACGGAGCCUGGACAUCCUCAACAACACUCCCAAGAGGGAGGCCAAAGCUGCUGCUGCUGCUGCUGCUGCUCCUGCGGCUCCCCUGAGACCACAGCUGCAGCGACAGUCCAAGCUUGAGACUUGUCCUCCACCUCCCCCUCAGUGUUACCCCCAGCUCACUCCCCAGCACCAUCGUCAACAGCUUCUCUUGUCAUCGUCGUCUCCUUCGCCUCAGCUCCACACCAAGACCACGAACAAUGUGAACCAAUGAACUGUCGGGCCGAUGUUUUAUCCCUUUCUGCUCACACAUGCUCACACAUACAUACACACACACACAUACACACUUAAUGAGUAGUUAUUCUGCACUGUGCACACACACAUUCACAGGAAAGGUAGAAUUCUUCAAAUCCAAUUAAGGUCAUUCUAUAAACGAUUGCUGGGUUGGAGCAUUAAAUUAUCUUAAUGGUUGUGCUUUGAUGUAUAAAGCUUUUAUGAUGAUAUAUAGAAGACCUUUUAGUAAAAAAAAAAAAGAAAGCUAGGGAUUCUGAACCACCACCGCCUCACCCAUCAUCUACUUUCCAACUACAUCACACACGCACACAUAAUGCACAUGCACUGAACCCCCCAGUCUCUUGAAAGUUUUGAGUGCUGUACUUACAGCACCAUGACUUCCCUGCCUGCUGCUCACAGCAGCUCCUACAGCAGUAGGAGGUAGAGGGUGGAUGAGAAAGCAGUGAGUGGGGGACUAAACACUGUGAGAGAGAAGGUGGAGGGAGUGUGAGGUGGCGGUGGUAGUUUGACGAGAAUAAAAGCUGUACAGCAUAGAGUCAACGUGUAACCCCUAGCAUCUUAUCUCCCUCUUGUUGCCUUGUUUUGUUAUGAAUGUAAUUUAGAGACACAGAAACAGAAUUGUAAAGUUAGAAGCUUGUACACAACACAGGAACAUUUAUUUUUAAUUAUCCAAAAAGGGAUUUGUAACAAGUGGCUGCUGCAUAAUGAAGGCUCUUUUGCAUUUUAGACAUGCUUGUAUAGUCCCAGGUACAGCUGGAUGGGGUAUGAAAGCGGCGACACUGUGAAUGUAAAGGGGUGAAGUUGCACCUUAAACUGCUGCAGCAUGAUGAUGCUGGUUUGAAGUGAGCAGAUGAAACUCCCGCCUCUUACUCCCCAUAGACGCUUGCCAUCUGCUCUGGAUUUGUAAACAAAAAGUAAAACCCAACUGCAAUAAAUUGUAACGACAAACACAAA
Labrus mixtus (cuckoo wrasse) is the source of this 3525-nucleotide messenger RNA. It is a transcript of the gene spire2, whose product is annotated as spire-type actin nucleation factor 2. The coding region runs from base 155 to 2551 and encodes 798 amino acids. Gene Ontology annotation, biological process: intracellular transport; actin filament polymerization; cleavage furrow formation. Lineage: Eukaryota; Metazoa; Chordata; Actinopteri; Labriformes; Labridae. Gene Ontology annotation, molecular function: actin binding. The record is from RefSeq and is a predicted model, not a curated record. Gene Ontology annotation, cellular component: cell cortex; cytoplasmic vesicle membrane. The transcript is spliced from 15 exons.